AUGGCUGCCCCCGGCCGAUGCGGAGCUAGGCUUGCUCGGUGGGUGUUGGGGGUCUGGUGGCUGGGCCCAGCCACCGCGAGGGGGUGGACAGCCCCGCUCCGGUCACUUCUAGGCCAUCAGAAGAGGGGCGUAGGCACUACUUUCUCUGGUCCCCGCCUGGCCUCGGCUUCUCGCCGUUAUGGCCAGGGCUCAGCCCUGGACCGCUUCCUCGGAUUCCCUCAGCCCGACAGUUCGCUGAUUUCUUGCGUCCCCGCGGUGUCAAUGUACAGAGGUGAACAGGAUCUCCUCUUGGUCCAGUCCCCUGACAUGCCUGAGAAUCCCCGGAUCCUACGAGUGGUACUCCUGGGAACCCCAAAUGCAGGGAAGUCAACGCUCUCCAACCAACUGCUAGGCCGAAAAAUAUUCCCUGUCUCCAAAAAGGUGCACACCACACGCUGCCAAGCUCUGGGUGUUAUCACAGAGAAGGAGGCCCAGGUGAUUCUACUUGACACACCUGGUAUCAUCAGUCCUGUUAAACAGAAAAGGCAUCAUCUGGAGUGCUCUUUGUUGGAAGAUCCAUGGAAGAGCAUGGAAUCUGCUGAUCUUGUUGUAGUUCUUGUGGAUGUCUCAGAUAAGUGGACUCGGAACCAGCUCAGUCCCCAGUUGCUCCAGUGUUUGACCCAGUUCUCCCAGAUCCCCAGUAUCCUUGUCUUGAACAAGGUAGAUUGCCUAAAACAGAAGUCAGUUCUCCUAGAACUCACAGCAGCCCUUACUGAAGGUAUAGUCAAUGGUAAGAAGCUCAAUAUGAGGCAGGCCUUCUGUUCAUACCCUGGCACCCAUUGCCCCAGCCCAGCAGCUAAAGACCCAAACACACAGCCUGUGGCAAACCCUCAGAGGAUCGGCUGGCCCUACUUCCAAGAGAUCUUCAUGUUAUCAGCCCUAAGCCAGGCGGAUGUGAAUAUACUAAAGCAAUACCUCCUGGCACAGGCCCAGCCAGGCCCCUGGGAGUUCCACAGUGAAGUCCUCACCAACCAAACACCUGAAGAGAUCUGCACCAACAAAGUCCGAGAGAAGCUCCUAGAGCAUCUACCAGAGGAGGUGCCCUACAGUGUACAGCAGAAGACAGUAUUGUGGGAGGAAGGACCAAGUGGGGAGCUAGUGAUCCAACAGAACCUUCUGGUGUCCAAAGAAUCUCAUAUGAGAAUACUGAUUGGUCAGAAGGGCCAUCUGAUCUCCCAGAUUGCACAGGAGGUGGGCCGCGACCUCAUGGACAUCUUCCUCUGUGAAGUUCACAUCCGUCUCUCUGUGAAACUUCUCAAAUGACCACCCUUUAUUGCCCCUUCCAGGGCAUUCCAUCUCAAGUUGCUGACAGUAGUCAUUGACUAGAACUGCCUCUGCCUAGGGAGUCUGCAGGGCCUGGUGAGGGGCACGGACACUGGCCAGCUGCUAGCUGGCCUGGCUUUGCUGAGUCUCUGCCCAGCCUUGUGUCCUUUGGAGGAACGAACUUGCCUUACCUCAGUUCCUGGGUAGUUCCUUUGUUUGGGGCCACUACUACAUAGAUCUCAGAAGUUGGCCCUGUGGUGAGAACAGUGGCCUUCUGCCCCAGCUGGCAUUGGGCCCAAAGUCUCCCUGUGUUGCCAGUUAUUAGCAGGGAGGAGAUCUUUCUCUUCUUCCCAUAGUUCCACCACCUUGAAGCUGCAUAAGGACUCAUGUUUCUUUUCUUUUUUUUUUUCUCUCUCUCUCUUUUGUUUAAAUAGUGAAAAUGAUAGUACAGUUUAAUAGGAAAGGAAUAUCCUUUCAAUAGACUGAAAGCAGGUCAUCUCUAGAGAGAACAAGAACAACCAAACCCAUAUUUUAUUUUCUUGUUUUUUUUCCUUUUGGUGGG
Molecule: messenger RNA, 1864 nt
Organism: Castor canadensis (American beaver)
Lineage: Eukaryota; Metazoa; Chordata; Mammalia; Rodentia; Castoridae
Gene: Eral1
Product: Era like 12S mitochondrial rRNA chaperone 1
Biological process (GO): ribosomal small subunit assembly
Cellular component (GO): mitochondrial matrix
Molecular function (GO): GTP binding; rRNA binding; ribosomal small subunit binding
Source: RefSeq, a predicted model, not a curated record